CAUUCAGCUCACUUCCACUCCAGCCUCUCUGUCUGUCCCACACACACACACACAGGCUGCUGGCCGGACACCGCUCACACACACCAUGCGUACCUGUCCGGAGCCGAUCCACCGCCCCGUCUUGGAUUUUACUAAAGCUUCCAGCUGAUAGGAACCAGGACAGCUGACCUGAAGGAUAACGCGACCCGCUGAGAUUUAACUUUUUUCCCUCCUGGCUGCUUGUGCGGACUUGUGGAGCGGCGCGGUAAAGGACUUUGUGACUGGGGGCCGGGCCAUGCGCGUUGACCUCUGAGUGUGAGCUCUUUGUGUUUGCGUCCCGUGUGAACUGGAAGCCAUCAUGAGGAGCAGCUCUCACAUCCUGCCUCUCGGUGUGCUCACUGCUCUGCUGCUGUCUCAGGUCUGCUCGGGCAUCAAAUGGCUAGCGCUGUCACACACACCCGCCUCAAGACCAGUCAACCAGACGCAGCACUGCAAGCUGCUCCCCGGUAUGGUGUCCUCCCAGGCGCAGCUGUGCCGCAGCAACCUGGAGCUCAUGCAGACCAUCAUCCAAGCCGCCCGUGAAGUCAAGAAAACGUGUCAGAAGACGUUCGCCGACAUGCGCUGGAACUGCUCCUCCAUCGAAAUCCCCGUCAAUGCCACCAAGUAUCGGCCGGACCUGGAGAGAGGAACAAGGGAGGCUGCUUUUGUGUACGCGUUGUCGGCGGCGACCAUCAGCCACACCAUCGCCCAGGCCUGCACCUCCGGGGAUCUACGGACGUGUUCGUGUGGCCCCAUCCCCGCAGAGAUCCCAGAGCCCGGCUACCGCUGGGGCGGCUGUGCCGACAACCUCAACUACGGCCUCUUCAUGGGCUCCAAGUUUUCAGACGCCCCCAUGAAAGUGAAGCGCUCCGGGUCCAGUGCCAACAAACUGAUGCAGCUUCACAACAGCGAAGUCGGGAGACAGGCACUGAAAGAGGCGCUGGUGAUGAAGUGUAAAUGCCAUGGUGUUUCUGGGUCCUGCUCCAUAAGGACCUGCUGGAAAGGCCUCCAGGACCUCAGGGAGAUCGCCAUGGACCUGAAGUCCAAGUACCUGUCCGCUACCAAGGUGGUUUACCGGACCAUGGGCACGCGCAAGCAUCUUGUCCCCAAAGACAUUGAUGUCAGGCCGCUGCGGGAGAAUGAAAUGAUCUAUUUGCACAGCUCCCCAGACUUCUGCACCAAGAAUGAAAAACUGGGUUCUGUUGGGACGCAGGACAGGCAGUGCAACAAAACCUCCGUCGGCAGCGACAGCUGUGACCUGAUGUGCUGCGGCCGUGGCUACAACCCCUACACGGAGUUGCUGGUCGAACGCUGCCACUGCAAGUACCACUGGUGUUGCUACGUGACCUGCAAAAAAUGUGAGCGCAACGUGGAGAGAUACGUCUGCAAGUGAUCCACCGGUGGGCGGCCCCCCGUCGGCUUCGUAUUGAGCCCCCUCUCCAUCCCCAUGCUACAGAUUAACCAAAGCACUACAGUACCCAGAAGGCUCCAGUCUUCAGCUUUAGCAUGCGUAUCUCGACAAGAGUUAGUAUAUUCUUGUGCAGUAUCCAUAUCACGUUUCAUCUCUAAAACUUCCAACUGGGCUUCGAGGUUCGUUGAUGGGAAAAGUGUGGAAAGAGGACCGUCCUAACGGGUGUUAUCCGCUGUCAUGUUAAUAAUCGUAACCCCUCACCCUGUGGCAGAGGUACGGAAAGCCAGUGUAAACAUAUUUCUAGUAAAAAGAAAUAAUAUUGGAUUUUAUGCUGGAGGAUAUGUUUGGCCUCCUUCCCUGGAUAUCAAAGGGCUCUCAUGGAUUCAGACUUUUUUUAGGUACUAUCGAAACUUUUUUUUUUUCCUCUGGAGAAAUACACCACAGAGGAGGAACACAAAGGGAAAACCUCACGUACUUUUCAAUCACGGAACAUUUCUGCGGUUGAUGCCUGGGACUCGUCACGUGCCCCGCCUGGACCAUGACGUGCCUGAUUCCCUGUGGAACGAGAGAAGAAAUCAAAGAACUUUGUGAAACGGUGCAUUAUCUCAAUUUCAUGCAGGCAGAUCAAAAUAUAUUCUAUUUUUCAGAGCAUAUGAGCGUAACUCAUGGGUUUUGUAAACCACUUUUGCGUGGGUGUAUAUACUGUUAUUUUGUAUACUGAAAUAAAGAAAUAAGUAUUUAUAAAAUAUCCCAUAA
Messenger RNA from Poecilia reticulata (guppy), 2185 nucleotides. RefSeq names its product wingless-type MMTV integration site family, member 11 (gene wnt11). Gene Ontology annotation, cellular component: extracellular region. NCBI's taxonomy places the organism in Eukaryota, Metazoa, Chordata, Actinopteri, Cyprinodontiformes, Poeciliidae. The record is from RefSeq and is a predicted model, not a curated record. Gene Ontology annotation, biological process: cell fate commitment; canonical Wnt signaling pathway; multicellular organism development. Gene Ontology annotation, molecular function: frizzled binding; cytokine activity.